Mustela erminea (ermine) is the source of this 1463-nucleotide messenger RNA. RefSeq names its product enkurin domain containing 1 (gene ENKD1). Lineage: Eukaryota; Metazoa; Chordata; Mammalia; Carnivora; Mustelidae. The record is from RefSeq and is a predicted model, not a curated record. The coding region runs from base 106 to 1146 and encodes 346 amino acids. Gene Ontology annotation, cellular component: cytoplasmic microtubule. The transcript is spliced from 8 exons.
CCGUGGCCCCUGACCUCAAGGACGGAAACUACUGUUGCCUGGCAACAGCAAGCCCGUGGGGUUGCAGCAGUCGGCGGCAAAACUGCUACGGGCAGCAACGGCGGCAUGUGCGAGGGCCCGUCCCGCAUCUCGGGGCCCAUACCCCCAGACCCUACAGUCUGCCCUGACUACUACCGCCGGCCGGCCUCUGCCCAAGGACGCCUUGAGGGAAAUGCGCUGAAGCUGGACCUGCUGACUUCGGACCUCGACUUGGAAGCCACCCCUUCGCGCGGCCCCCGCAUAGGUCCUGGAGCCAGAGAGAUCCUGGAGCGAGGCCGGCGUGGCGUCGGGGGAGUGCUGUUGCAACUCGGGGGCAUCUCCCUAGGUCCAGGGGCCUCUCCAAAGAGGAAGGACCCUAAAGACCAUGAGAAGGAGAACCUGAAGCGGAUCAGGGAGAUCCAGAGGCGCUUCCAGGAGCAGGAGCGCACCCGGGAGCAGAGACAGCCCAGGCCCCUGAAGGCUCUGUGGCGCUCGCCCAAAUAUGACAAAGUGGAGUCCCGGGUCAAGGCCCAGCUACAGGAGCCCAGCCCUGCCUCUGGAACAGAGCCUGCCCACUUCCUGCGGGCACACUCCCGCUGCGGCCCUGGGCUGCCACCACCCCGUGUCCCCAGUCCUCAGCUAACCCCACCAGGCCCCAGUGCUAAGGGGCCAGGCCUGGGUGUGGACUUCAUUAGCCACAAUGCCCGCACUGCCAAGAGGGCCCCCCGGAGGCAUUCCCGCUCACUGCAGGUCCUGGCACAAGUGCUGGAGCAGCAGCGGCAAGCCCAGGAGCACUACAACACCACGCAGAAGGGCCAUGUGCCUCAUUACUUGUUGGAACGCAGGGAUCUGUGGCGGCGGGAGGCCGAGGCCCGUCAGCAGAGCCAGCCGGACCCUGCCAUGCCCCCAGGCCACACUCGCAUGCCUGAGAAUCAGCGGCUGGAGACCCUGAGCAAUCUGCUCCAGAGCCAGAGCCAGUUGCUACGUGAGCUGGUGCUGCUGCCUGCCGGCGCAGAUUCACUCAGGGCCCAGGGCCACCGUGCGGAGCUGGACCGGAAGCUGGUGCAGGUAGAGGAAGCCAUCAAGAUCUUUUCCCGCCCCAAGGUCUUCGUGAAGAUGGAUGCCUGAGCCCUUUUAUGGGGGUAGUUGUGUGAGUCCUCACUGGGGAUGGCCACACAGUUGCAAAGGCAGGAUGAGGCCCCAUCAUGGACUGGAGUUUGAAGACAGGAGAGUGGGGUGGGCAGUAUCCCCAGAGCACUCUUCCUAGCCACUGGUGGAUGUAGAAGGACCAGCUCAGCCUCUUAACCCCUUUGUCCAAAUUAAACCUUUUGUACACAGUGAGGAUUGUUUCUGUAAGAGCUUUUCUUACCCUAGAAAUGCCAAGCCUGGUGUCCCUCCUGCUGCUCAAUUGCAGGAAGGUCUCUCUGUUAUCCUUAUCACUACUG